AUGAUCAGUGCUAGUGAUUUCUACAAGGUCAUGUGUGCUAUGGUUCCUCUAUACUUUGCAAUGCUUGUUGCAUAUGGUUCAGUCAAGUGGUGGAAAAUCUUCACACCAGAGCAGUGCGCCGGGAUUAACCGGUUUGUCGCAGUUUUUGCAGUUCCAGUGCUAUCUUUUCACUUCAUUUCUCAAAACAAUCCGUAUGAGAUGGACACAAAGUUCAUAUUAGCCGAUACUCUCUCUAAGAUGUUUGUGCUUGUUUUGCUAUCAAUUUGGGCUGUUUGCACAGGAAAAUUCGAUUGGAUGAUAACCCUCUUCUCAGUUUCUACUUUGCCGAACACACUAGUCAUGGGCAUUCCUCUGCUUAAAGCCAUGUAUGGAGAUUUCACGCAAAGCCUUAUGGUGCAACUUGUAGUCCUUCAAUGCAUUAUCUGGUACACCUUCUUGCUAUUUCUCUUUGAAUACAGAGGUGCAACGAUGCUAAUCCGCAGCCAAUUUCCUGGUUCCAUUGCUGCCUCCAUCACCAAAUUUGAGAUAGACAACGAUGUAAUAUCCCUAGACGGCCGGGGCCCACUUUGCACCGAGUCAGAAAUGGACGUCAAUGGACGCAUCCAUGUUCGAAUCAGACGGUCAACAUCUUCAGCUCCUGAGUCCGUAUUAUCAUCAUCCCUAGGACUUACUCCUAGAGCAUCAAACCUAUCCAACGCAGAGAUAUUCUCAGUCAACACACCAGCACCUUUGCAUGAAUUCCACCAUGCAAACGGUGAUAUUGCUUUUGGGCAUGGUGAUUUAGGGUUUGGAUACCAUGCAACAAGUCCUAGGUUAUCGGGUUACGCAUCAUCGGAUGCCUACUCACUUCAGCCUACUCCUAGGGCAUCAAACUUUAAUGAAAUGGACGCUGUGACCGCGACUGCCAUCGUAAACACUCCGAUGUGGAUAAGGUCUCCGGCUGCUGCCGGGAAGGUGCACCGCCAGCCGUCUCCGACAACGAAAAUAGUGUGGGACUCACCGGGGAAGGUGAUGAUCCAUUUUAUUGAAUGUUGGCUUGCAGAAAACGAUCUUAGCUUCAGAGAUUGCUCAAUUGUCGAAGUAGGUCCACAUGGUGCAGCAAAAGAUCAAGAAAUGCCAAAUGCUUUUGUCAUGUUAAGACUUAUUCUUAUAAUGGUAGGCAGAAAGCUUUUGCGUAAUCCAAAUACUUAUUCCAGUGCCUUGGGGCUUCUUUGGUCGCUCAUUUCAUUCAAAUGGAAUUUUGGGAUGCCAAGUUUGGUUAAAUACUCCAUCAAAAUAAUCUCCGAUGCAGGUCUUGGAAUGGCCAUGUUCAGUUUAGGGUUAUUCAUGGCAUUACAACCUCGGAUUAUUGCUUGUGGCACGAAAAUGGCGGCUGUAGGAAUGGUGAUUCGUUUUGUCUGUGGACCAUUGAUAAUGUCAGCUGCAUCAAUUGCGGUUGGACUAAGAGGAAUUAGAUUGCAUGCGGCCAUAGUGCAGGCUGCUCUUCCUCAAGGAAUUGUCCCUUUUGUCUUUGCGAGAGAAUAUGGCUUGCAUCCUGAUAUACUUAGUACCGGGGUAAUAUUCGGGAUGCUGGUAUCUUUGCCUGUAACGCUGCUAUACUACAUAGUCCUCGGCCUGUGAUGAACAUAGGGAACUCAAAAA
Messenger RNA from Coffea eugenioides, 1641 nucleotides. Its product is annotated as auxin efflux carrier component 6. The transcript has 7 exons. Gene Ontology annotation, molecular function: auxin efflux transmembrane transporter activity. The record is from RefSeq and is a predicted model, not a curated record. Lineage: Eukaryota; Viridiplantae; Streptophyta; Magnoliopsida; Gentianales; Rubiaceae. Bases 1 to 1620 code for a protein of 539 amino acids. Gene Ontology annotation, biological process: auxin polar transport; auxin export across the plasma membrane. Gene Ontology annotation, cellular component: plasma membrane; endoplasmic reticulum.